CGCUCCGUCUCUGUCCGAGGAUGCCUGCGCUGCAGGUGGUGUUGCCCUGGCUCUUGCUCCUGAAUCAGGCAAUCACCGAAACCAGUGUGGUUUUCACACAGGGCCAGGGACUUCCAAGCUCCCCGUCCUGCAGCCCCGGCGAAUACUAUCAAGCGGGCCGCUGCUGCAAGGCCUGCCCAGCCGGCCAGCAUGUUGGUGAGCACUGCAGGAGGCCGCACUCCCGGGGAAAGUGUCUGCCGUGUCUGCCCGGGACCUUUAUGAAGUACCUCAAUAGAGUGGAAGCCUGCGUCAAGUGCUCCACCUGCUCUGAGAAUGAGGAAGUGUUGGAGGAGUGCAUGCCGACCCACGACCAAGUGUGCCAGUGCCCAUCGGGCUAUUUCUACGCCCACGUGGGAUCCUCUGAAAUCUGCAGCCCAUGCAGCACACCCUCUCAAUCACGCUCUGUCAUAACCUGCCGUGAACACGAGGCCCGCGGUCAUCAGCUAGACUCACCACGCUGCAAGUCGGCCUCCACCCUCCUGGGUUCUGCUCCCACCGGCCUGCGCCCUGCUCUGCCCCCAGAUUUGUCUAAGGGCAUCACCCUUCCCAUCACAGCCAAGGAGAAGAUGCCGGGCCAGGCGGGAAGGCUGCCUGUGGGCAAGGCCGUGCCCUGCCCUCAGGUUCUGCGGGCGGGCUGUGUGCAGCGUCCCUGGUGUCCCACCGGGCACGUCGUCGUCCGAAGGUGCAACGCGACCGCGGAUACGGUGUGCCGUCUGCCGGCCCCACAGAGGAGACACCGGUACUUACUGUUUGGAACCUUGGGCUUUGCCUUAGUCGUGAUGUGCCUGAAUUUCUGGGUCAGAAAACGAGCUGGAUUCCCUGACGGAGACGCUGAAUGCGUGGAGAUGGUGACCGUGAUCCCGGGCCGGGAGCGUGCCUCCUCCAUCAGCCCGAGCUCCGUGCAGCUGUCUCAAAACUCAGUAUCCAGCAUGCCGUCAAAUCAGGACGGGAGUGCAGAGUCUUCAGUACCUAUGAGGGGAAAUCUGAACCAGCCCGAGGACAGCGUGGACAUCCCGACUGAGGCCCCUGCCGUCACCAGGGCCCUGCAUAGCCUGGAGGAUGUCCACGGCCCACAGGCUGUGGCAGGCGAAGGAGCCCGGGCCCUGGACUGGUCCCCACAGCCCAACCCCGCUGCCCCCGCUGCACCCGCGGAGACGGCCGAGCUCCCCACGGACCUGGAACAGGCAGGACAGUUAUGAGUCUGGAAGUUAAGAGAGAUGACAACAGCGUCUGUCCCAGAGAGGCUCCUCUCCCAGCGUUCAGUCGGCAGGGAAACCCCUGGGGAGAUCUGCACCCUGAUUUCGGGGGGGACCCUGCGUGCCACGAGGUCCCCUGUGCUGGCCGCACUCACCACUGGUGAGCAGCAGAGCCUGGCCUGGAGGCCGCGUGUGCACCUGGCGUCCCCCACAGUGGGGCUCAGGCAGCGUGGCUCCGCCAGCCCCACGCGGUAUCCUCACUCUGCUGGGACCAGGAGCCGAGGGGCAGGGCUGGGUCCUUGCUGCCGUCAUAAAUGACUGCAAACUGAGAGGCUUAAAACCAGAGUCGCACUGUCUCACAGUCUGGGGGCCAGGAGUCAGGUCAAUAUUCACAGGCCUGGUCCCUCGGAGGCUCCCGGAGAGUCCUUCCUGCCCUCUGCUAGCUUCCAGUGGUCGCUGGCAGCCCUUGGCGGGUAAACCCAUCCCUCCAGUCUCUGCUGUGGUCAUCCCGUGUCCUCCUCCUCCGUGUAUCUGCGCCUGACUCUCCUCUCUUGGGAAUAAGCUGCUGCGGUUUGAAGCCACUCAGUCAAGGGUCACAUGUUCUAGAACCACUCACUGUGACACUGUGCAAGCUCCCCUCCAUCUGCUGGUCCCUGUGGCUUUGUCUGUGGUGUCCUUUCAUGAACGGAAGUCUUGGUAUCAGUGGAAUCAGGUCCAUCAGGUUUGAACCUCACCAGCCGUAGGUUUUACAUCUUGUUUGAGAAGUCCUUCACACACCCCAGUCACAGGUCCAUGACGCUGACCUGUGUCUUCUUACUCAGCUUUCCAGUUUUCUGGUUUUCAUUUGCAUGUUUAAUGCCCACGGACUUCCCUUCUGUGUACGAUAUGAGGUGAGUGUGAAAGUCGCUCAGUCAUGUCUGACUCUUUGUGACCCCAUCGACUGCAUAGUCCAUGGGAUUCUCCAGGCCAGAAUGCUGGAGUGGGUUGCCAUUUCCUUCUCCAGGGGAUCUUCCCAACCCAGGGAUCAAACCCAGGUCUCCUGCACUGCAGGCGAAUUCUUUACCAGCUGAGCCACAAGGGGAGCCCCUACGAUGUGAGGUAGGAAUCCACAUACACACUGGA
This is a messenger RNA of Dama dama (fallow deer), 2357 nucleotides long. RefSeq names its product tumor necrosis factor receptor superfamily member 23-like. Gene Ontology annotation, biological process: TRAIL-activated apoptotic signaling pathway; positive regulation of apoptotic process. The transcript has 9 exons. The record is from RefSeq and is a predicted model, not a curated record. Bases 21 to 1238 code for a protein of 405 amino acids. Gene Ontology annotation, cellular component: plasma membrane; cell surface. Gene Ontology annotation, molecular function: protein binding. Lineage: Eukaryota; Metazoa; Chordata; Mammalia; Artiodactyla; Cervidae.